Molecule: messenger RNA, 4050 nt
Organism: Conger conger (European conger)
Lineage: Eukaryota; Metazoa; Chordata; Actinopteri; Anguilliformes; Congridae
Gene: slc25a16
Product: solute carrier family 25 member 16
Exons: 11
Coding region: 194-1156 (320 amino acids)
Biological process (GO): transmembrane transport
Cellular component (GO): mitochondrial inner membrane
Source: RefSeq, a predicted model, not a curated record
GCCUUUUGCUUUUCCGGAAACGCCACUGAUGUAAUCAUUCUGCGACCGAAGUCAAGGAACGAAGGACACCGAAAGAUGAUUGUCUAAGUUCUCUUGCACGAGCUAGACGCCUGCGUUGUCAACCUCCGAAGAGUAACUGCCCAUUAAGAUGCACCCUAGAUGUAGAUGAAGUUGGCCCCUGAACAUAUAAACGAUGCCUACAAAGGCAACCGUUGAAAAAAAUGACGCUCCAAUACCAAGCCCAGCAGAGGGGAACUACUACUGGGCCCGCUCCUUUCUCGCUGGCGGUGUUGCAGGAUGCUGUGCCAAAUCAACCAUUGCACCGCUGGACAGAGUGAAGAUAUUAUUGCAGGGGCAGAAUCCCCACUACAAACACCUGGGGGUCUUUGCCACUAUCUUCGCCGUACCAAAGAAAGAGGGUUUCCUCGGCUUGUACAAGGGGAAUGGAGCCAUGAUGGUCAGAAUAUUUCCAUACGGAGCCAUUCAGUUUAUGGCCUUUGACAAUUACAAGAAGCUGCUAAGCAAACGGCUUGGAAUAUCUGGACACAUACAUCGGCUUAUGGCUGGAUCUCUGGCUGGAAUAACAGCAGUCAUUUGCACUUACCCCUUGGAUGUCAUCCGUGCCCGGCUGGCAUUUCAAGUGACAGGGGAACACGGAUAUACAGGCAUUGUCAAUGCCUUCCAGACCAUCUACCGGAAGGAAGGAGGCGUUCCUGGGUUUUACAGAGGGUUAACGCCCACCAUCAUUGGCAUGGCUCCAUACGCUGGAUUCUCCUUUUUCACCUUCGGCACCCUGAAGACUUUGGGCUUGGCCCAUGCCCCGGAGCUGCUGGGACGCCCCUCCUCGGACAACCCCAACGUCCUGGUGCUGAAGACCCAAGUUAACCUGCUGUGCGGUGGCAUAGCCGGUGCCAUUGCACAGACCAUAUCCUAUCCUUUGGAUGUGGCUCGACGAAGGAUGCAGCUAGGAACCAUCCUCCCCGACUCUGAAAAAUGUCUUACUCUGGUCAAGACUUUAAAGUACGUGUACGGGCAGUACGGCCUGAAGAAGGGGCUGUACCGCGGCCUGUCACUCAACUACAUCCGCUGCGUGCCCUCCCAGGCCGUGGCCUUCACCACCUACGAGUUCAUGAAGCAGGUCUUGUACCUCAACUGACCUGGGCCAACCGAAAGACCCAGACCCCCACCGCCUCCCUGCCCAGGGGGCCGGUGCAGGAACCUGAGAGAGAGCACGAGAGAGAACGAGAUCGCGUGAGGACCGUUCCAGCCCAAACCCCGGGGACUUCACAACCGCCAUUCCACGGCAACUGCCCGCCUCAACCCGCCGCACACUGCACAUGAUAUUUCACCCGCAGUCCAAUAUAACCCAUAUAAGGCUACCUGUUAAGACGAUCUACCACAUAUCCAAAUAUAAGGCUAUUUAUACCAAAUUUGCUGUCUACAUGAACCUACAUACAUUAGCACUGAUGUCCAACACGCCUCUACGUAACCAUAAGUAGCGUGCUUAGAACUACAUGACAGACUUUGAACAAGUUGCUUAGCAGUCGUAUUCACUUGGAAGUGUGAAUGGUCAGAAGUUACUCAUAGUUAUAUUCAUAUUAGUGACAUGUUGAUGCUAACUUUAGUAGCUCUUGAUAGAUUUGUUCAUGUAGCCAGUGAUUUGUUUGUGGACUUGAUUGUUAGCUUCUUAUUUUGCUAGCUUUUUCCAGCCUGGAACUUAAUGAAAUGAUAUGACUGAUCUUUACAAUUUAUUUAUUUGUUGCAUUUCAGUAAAUUAAUUGAAUCAUCAGUUUUAAGUGUUGCUGCUGGUGUGUGCGUGUGUGUAUGUGAGAGUGGAACGAGGGGUGAUUUAUUUAAUUUGAAUGGUUUCCAGAUUCAGCUGAACUCUAUGAUGGUGGGGGCUGGAGUUGUGGGGGAAGUGGUCAUGUUCACAUCGCAGAAAAUGGCAGCCAUGGCUUCUCCACCCUGUUUUCACCCCUUUCGGGGGCCUCUCAGCAUUACAAGGCUCAUUGUGUGCUUUGAAUGUGCUAGCAUACAGCUGCCAUUUUCUCAUUAUUAGCUUGUAAUGCACUACGUCCUCUGAGACUUAGUGAAAAUCGAUAUGCUCUGGAUUUUCAAGCUCUUUCAUUUCAGAAAUUAUGAAUACAAUGUUGAAUUUUUAUUGAAGAACAAAGGGUUCAACUUUAAAUCCUCUCUUGUGGGGAUAUGGGGUCCAUUGUCAUUUGUAGUAUUGCUAUCCGGCUAUGUUAAGGUAUAGAAUUGAAAAAGCUAAAACAAUAUAAAAAAACUAAAUAUAUAAGAUUGUAGUUCAGGUUCUUUUAGAAGAUGCUGCUUUUCGAAGAAACGGGUUCUAAAUUCUAAAUAUCUUUCAAUCAAGAUCUGAAAAGUGCACUGUGUGACGUGAUAUCUGACAUUGAUUAAUUUGUAUAUCGAGAUUUGUGCUUGCAUUUAUUUUGCAUACAUUGGAAGUCUUAGCUAUUUAUUUUCAUUUCAGCUGUCAGGAAAGUUAAUACUUUACCUGAAGGGUAUUAACAGGUAUGCAUAUUUGUAAUGGACAAAUAUAUGGUUCCUUCGUAGUUAUUACUAUUUAAACAAAUUGGUCAUUUCCACUGCUUAUUAAUAAAUUAAACUAAUAAUAGUUUUAUUAGAAUCCUAGAAUCCUGGUUGAAUCAAUCAAGUCUUCUCUGCAACUUGGACGAAAAUGUCUUUCUAGAUAUGUGCUGACUGACAGUGGUGAAUAACUGCAGUGGACAGUGAACCGUAUCAUCUGGGAUAUAAGACCCUUUAGACUGAGAUAAAUAAAUAGUUAUAUAAAUAGUUUUAAUUGUAUAUAAAUAGUUUUCAUUUAUGAGCAAACUUAUUUCUAUGGAGGCGUUCAUAAAAAAGCACCAAACAAACACUGUGAACAUGAGACCAGAGGUAGAGCAGGACAUCUGUGUUGCCAUGGAGUAAUUGUCAAUAUGACUGGGUAAAAUAUGGGUACAUACUCUAAUAAGAUGUAGAAAAAAUGUUAAUGUUAUAUGACUAAUAUAUAGCAGGGAGGCUAAACCACCUUUUCACAUGUUUGCACAUGACUGAUUGUUGGUUUUUGUGUCUUUAUAUUUUACUUAAUUGAACUAGUAAACAAUGUUGGUAUACUCUACCAGACUUGUGUCGUUAUACAUGCAUAUAUACAAUACAGCAAAUAGUUACAAAUUUAGAUCUGAUGCUAAACAGGACUGUUAAUAUAUUGACAGUGGCUAUAUAUAUAUAUAUAUAUAUAUAUAUAUAUAUAUAUAUAUAGUUUGAUAAGUGUGACAAGUAAGUGUUUUAGGUGUCAUUGUGUAGUCUCAAAAAGUGAUUGAGCAUGGCCCCUUACAGAAAGAGAUUGGCCAUUUUAAGCUUACUAUUUAAUUAAUUAUCACUAAUAUUGUGAAUAAGGGGGCAUAGAAUCUGUAUUUUUUGUUCACUUGUUCUGGUGGCCAUUUUCCACAAAUUUUCCUCAUCUUCCCUUUUGUCUUAUCCAACCAAAGGACCUUUUCCAACCAACAGUUUUUGUGUUUCAGGAAAAGGGCAGCCUUUUUAUUUUUUGUGAGAAUCCACAUCUUCAUGCAUUCUUCGAUUUAUGUACAAUUCUUGUGAUUUAGUAAACCACAUGCAAUAAUUAAACCAUCUUUCAUCCAUAAAUUUUUGUAUUGAUGCUCAAAAUGCAUACAAUGUGAUUGGCCAUGGGAGCUACUGUUCUAAAAGAUUUAUUGAAUAAUAAAUAACUUUUUCAAUAUUUUCAGGUUUGAAUGUAGGCGUUGAUGGUCUGUUUCGGAGCUCCUCAUUGUUGACAUUUAAAUGCAAUUCGUUUUUUUUCCUUUUUGUUUUUCCACUGCAUUUAAAAUGUGCAAAUAUAUGUUGUAUUUUUUUUGAUUAUACCAAAGUGAGGCUACUCUUGGUUUUUUUUUUUUGUACAUUUCUGUCUUGCAUUAAAAUACAAGUUAUUUUGAAUGUACUGCAAAGUGUGGUCUUGUCACUCAAAGGUUUUUUGUAAUUAGAAUGUAUUAAAUUUAUUUUUGAAUGGCA